This is a messenger RNA of Dictyostelium discoideum AX4, 4209 nucleotides long. RefSeq names its product cell surface protein DTFA (gene dtfA). Gene Ontology annotation, cellular component: cell surface. Lineage: Eukaryota; Evosea; Eumycetozoa; Dictyosteliales; Dictyosteliaceae. The transcript has a single exon. The coding region runs from base 1 to 4209 and encodes 1402 amino acids. The record is from RefSeq and is a predicted model, not a curated record.
AUGAAAGAUAUAGAGGCUUCGAAAAAACCUCAUACCACAACUGUGGCACCACCACAAAUAAAUUUUAUAAAAAAUAAUGAAAACAUUUUCCAACCAAAACCAAUAUCUAAUGUAACAACAACAACUGUACAACCACCACAAAUUGUAUCACCGCCAUCACCACCAUCACCACCACAAACAACUACAAUAGCACCUCCAACAAUAUUGCCAACAACAAAAACUACAACAACAACCACAACAACCACAACAACCACAACAACUGUACAACCACCACAAAUUGUAUCGCCACCAAUUAUAAAUAAUUUAAUUAUUCAAAAUAAUUUAAAUACUCCUUCUCUUUCUUCUACUCCUUCUCCUCUUCCUAAUAAUAAUAAUUCAAAUGAAAAUGAUAAUGAUAUUAAUAAUUUAAAGAUUUCAAAAGAAGAGUAUCAAACUCAAAUUGAAAUUCAACAACAAAUUCAAAGACAACAAAUUUUAGAGAGACAACAACUUUUACAAAGAAGAAAUCAAGAGCAAUUAGAUUUAUUAGAGAGACAUAAUGAUUAUCAAGAAUUAAUAAAUACUCAUCAAAAUUUCGUACCACCAAAUAAUAGAUUCUCACAACAAAUUCAUGUAUCACAAUUAAAAAAGCAAUCAUCUCAAUCACAAUUACAACAACAACUUUCUUCACAAUCUUUACAACAAAUUCAACAAAAAUCUAAACAACCACCACCACAACAACAACAACAACAACAACCACCACCACCACCAAUACCAUUAUUACCACAAAUACACCAACAGUUAAAACCAAAACAACAACAAGAACAACAACAACAACAAGAACAACAACAACAACAAACAGAAAAUGAAAGAAUUAAUGAAUUAAGAAGAUUAAAAAGAAAAAAAGAAUAUCAUAAUGAUGAAUAUAAAGAUGAUGAAAUUUAUUUAGAUAAUAUUUUAAAAGGUAUUGAUAUUAGAAAAUUAGAGAAAUUAACAGCAGUGGAAUUAAGAAAAAUUGGUAAAACUUUGGGUGUCCCAAUGGGUAACAAUACAAAGGGUGAAACAUUUCAGAGGAUUAAAUCAUUCAUUGAAAAUCAUAAGAAAAAGAAACAAAAGUAUAGAGAAUAUCAAAGUGAAAAGAAUCAACAACAAAAAUCAAAUUCAAAAAAAUUAGUAAACAAUAGUACAAUCUAUGAUUUACCAAUUAAAGAUAUUGAACAUUUAGAACAAUUAUUUUGGAGAAUUUUUAGAAAUAUUGUAUUAUUUAGAAAGAUUAUUGGUAAUUUAUCAAGAGGUGGUUUCUUUGAUCAACAGCAACAACAACAACAACAACAACAAAGUACCAUGACAACAACGUCAUCAUCAUCCUCACCAAUGACCUCAAGUGAUGAUAAAUUCUUUUAUUGUUAUAAUUAUAUAUUUAGUAAAACAUUUAAAUAUGAUCAAAUCAUUCAUGUAUCUUGGAUUGUAGAUUCAAAUUAUUUCGGAUUAUUAAAAUAUAAAGUUAGUAGAGGUGAUUUAUUGGUAUUUUGUAAUCAUAAUACCAUUAAUGAUGGUGAUGUGAAUGAUGAUGAAGAUCAAAAUACAAAAUAUGAAUUUUGUAAAAUGUUUAAAAAGAUUUUCAAUUCAAUUCGAUCCAUUCAAGAUAAGUCAUUCUAUAGGGACCUCUUUACAAAUUAUUCAGAAUUCAUAUUUGAUAGAAUUAAUAAAAGAUAUCCAAUCGAUAUUUAUUUAGUUGGUUCAUUAGCUAUUGAAUGUAAUUGUUUGGUUGCAACAAAGCUAUUGAUAUCGGAAUUCCAAUUUAGACCAGUUAUGAAUCAUUCAUUACAAUUGGCUAUUAAGAGUGGGUCUUAUAAAAUGGUGAAAUUAAUCGUAACAACCAUUCAUCGUCAAAUGUCAUUAAAUCCAAAUAAUAAACCAUUUGAUAUUGAAAUGUUUUCAAAAAUUAAUAAUCCAUCAAUUAAAAUCAUUAAUUUAUUAAUUCAAUUAAGAUUAUUCACUUAUUCAAAUAUUAUAAAUUUAGUAAUUGCCGAUGCAAAAUUAAUUAAUGAUAAUAAUGAAAAUGAUAUUUUACAAUUUAAUAAAAAUUUAAAAAAUCAAAUUUUCAAUUAUUCAAAUUUAUUAAAUUCUUUUACUUUUAAUAAUAAUAUUAAUAAUAAUAAUAAUAAUAAUAUCAAUAAUAAUAAUAAUAAUAACAAUAACAAUAAUAACAAUAAUAAUAAUAACAAUAAUAAUAAUAAUUCAAAUUUAUCAAAUAAUACAAUUGAAUAUUCAAAAAUUAAAACUAAAACAGUAUUUAAUCAAUUUACAAUUAAACAAUUAAUAAAUUCAUGUAAACUAAUUGUUACAUUUGAUUUAAAGAAUCAAUAUCAACAACAAUAUUAUAAAAGACAUUAUGAAGAUAGUGAUAAUGAAGAAGAGGAAGAGAUUACUCAAGCAUCAUUUACAAUCAAUACAAUGGCAGAGAUUGAAUUUAUUGAAACUCAAAUUACAAAAGAAGAAAAACAUUGUUUUGUUAAAAAGGUUAUUCAAAAACAGUUAUUAAAAGAUGGUGAAAAAGAAGAUUAUGAUGGUAUAAAGAGGUUAGCUGAACUUUACGUUUCACUUAAUCCACAUCUAAAAGUUUAUUGUAAUUUUAUGUAUAAAAUAAUCUAUGGUAAUGAAAAUUGUUAUGAUCAAGACUUGGAUGAUGAAGAUCUAUUCGAUUAUAGAGUAACCAGAGUUUUUGAUUCAAAUUGUUUUAAACAAUCUUUAAAAUAUGGUUCACCAGGUUAUUGGAUUGAAUAUAAAGAAGUUGAAAUGAAAUAUGCUUUCCUUUCAAAUAAAUAUCGUAAUGAAAUCACUCCAAAUCUUUUAUUUAAAUAUGUUUCACCAAAUAAUUUAAAUAAACAAUUAAAAUUUAUAAAAAAAAUUUAUAAUUCAUCAAUUGAAAAUGGUAAUAGUAAUGGUAAUGGUAAUGGUAAUGGUGGUACAGUAAUUGGUGGAAUUUUAGAUAGAUUAUUAUUAUUUUAUUUAAUAAUUGAAAAUAAUAAUUUAGAAUUAUUAUCAAUUGUUAUUAAAGAAUUUCCAUUAAUUUCAAAUUUUUGUUAUAUUGCAAAAAGUAAUAGUGAAAUUUAUAAUUUAAAAAUUCCAAGAUUUAUUAGAUCAAUUGAAAUGUUAGAAUUUUGUUUUUCAAAUUUUAGAGAUCAUUUUUAUUUACCACAAUCAAAUUCUUUAACAGCCGAUUUUUAUGGUUUUCAAAAUGUUGAACUAUUAAGAAAAUAUGAUCAAUUAAUGGUACUUGAUGAUAUGGAUAAAGGUAUAAUUGUAUCAAAUAAAAAAGUUAGAGCUUCAUUCGAUGAUUUUCAUUUCAUAUUUGAAUGGGGUUCUUCUUUAAAGAAUUAUAAUAACUAUUUGAAAAUGUUGGCUUAUAUAGUUGAAGAUCCAUAUGGUUUAUAUACAAUUGUAACCAAUGAAAUUCUAUUACUCUCUGCAAUACUAUCACCAACUACUUCAUCGGGUGAACCAUUAUUAAAUUUAAAUAUAGAGAGACAAUUAAUUUUCCAAGAGAUAAUUUCAAGUUUUUCAACCAUUUUGGAAGGUACAGAAUUAAAAUAUUAUCCAGAACAAAUGUUUCAAGAAUCAACUCAUCUUAAAAGAUUCUUUGAUUGGAUAUUUGAAAAUCGUAGUGAAGAUUUAUUAAUUGGUGGUAGAUGUGUUAUAACUCAAUCCGUUCAAAGUCAUAUGUUGUACAGAGCUGGUAGAUUGGAUAUCGUAUUAAGAAAAGGUUAUUACUAUGAUGAUACUAAUGAAGGUUCAAAGAAAAUUAUGCCAGUUGGUUUGGCGUUGGUAUUGGAUGAUAUUGGUAAAUAUGGUGAUGUCGUCGCACUUGAAAAAUACAUCAGAUCUUGUAUACCCCUAAUGAAACAACAAUCAGAGUUACUAACUUUACUCGAUAAAGAUGAAAGAGAAUCUAGAGCUUGUUUCUCACAAUGUCAACGUCAUUUCUCUUCUCUUCUAUCAAAAGCUUCGAUCUAUGGUAGAAUUAAUAUCUUUCAACAUAUUUUUUAUAAUCAUCAAUUCAUUUUCGAUAAGAAAUCUUUAUUAUUCGCUAGAAAAGGUUUCCUCUCAAAAAUUAGUUUUAAAAAAUUAAUUUUAGAAUGUCAUUAUCAUAAACAACAUCAUAUUUUAGAUUUCAUUCAAAAUGUAAUUGGUCUUGAUAUAACUCCAAAACAAAUUAAAAGUAAUUAA